AUGGAUGUCAAGUUUGCGCCUGCGAAGCGCGUCGCAGGGCAGAGGCAGGAUGUCUGGUCCAUCGUCAAUGAGGCCGCUGCUGCGUCGCCCAUGCAGCCGAUUGUGAACAUGGGCCAAGGGUUUUUUGGCUACAAUCCUCCCCAAUUCAUCAUUGACGCUGCGAAGAGUGCUCUUGACCGAGUAGAGUGCAAUCAAUAUUCUCCCACGAAGGGCAGGCCAAGGUUGAAAAAGGCGAUUGCCGAUGCAUACUCGCCUUAUUUCGGCAGAAAGUUGGAUCCAGAAACCGAAGUCACGAUCACAACGGGGGCCAAUGAAGGCAGGCAUCACGAACAAUUGAGGAUGGAUGAUCUCGCUGACAGAGGCCAGGCAUGUUGA
This is a messenger RNA of Cladophialophora psammophila CBS 110553, 375 nucleotides long. RefSeq lists its product as uncharacterized. The record is from RefSeq and is a predicted model, not a curated record. NCBI's taxonomy places the organism in Eukaryota, Fungi, Ascomycota, Eurotiomycetes, Chaetothyriales, Herpotrichiellaceae. Gene Ontology annotation, cellular component: mitochondrion; cytoplasm. The transcript has 2 exons. Gene Ontology annotation, biological process: biosynthetic process. Gene Ontology annotation, molecular function: L-kynurenine:2-oxoglutarate transaminase activity; pyridoxal phosphate binding. Bases 1 to 375 code for a protein of 124 amino acids.